This is a messenger RNA of Daldinia childiae, 1335 nucleotides long. RefSeq names its product Oligopeptide transporter 8. Gene Ontology annotation, biological process: transmembrane transport. The transcript has 2 exons. NCBI's taxonomy places the organism in Eukaryota, Fungi, Ascomycota, Sordariomycetes, Xylariales, Hypoxylaceae. Gene Ontology annotation, molecular function: oligopeptide transmembrane transporter activity. The record is from RefSeq and is a predicted model, not a curated record. The coding region runs from base 1 to 1335 and encodes 444 amino acids.
AUGUCUUCCCGCCUUUCGGGCGAUGCCAAGGACGAAGCCAAGUUCUCUAGUGCAACACCUGCAGCUGAGCCUCCAACUAACCAACGACCUCCUUCGAUAAAGCAUAUAACUAAGGACAGCAGCCCAAGCAAAGAAAAGCUUCCUGUUGAAGACGCCGUCGAAGUUGAUGCCGAUCUUGAGGAUGAAAAUGACCCCGAGAUCAGCCAGAUCCCUCCAGAGGUGAGGCGAGUCGUCAGUCUUCACGAUGAUACGACUUUGCCCACCUUAACAUUUCGUUAUUUUGUCCUCUCCAUUCUCUUCGUCAUCCCGGGAGCUUUUCUAUCUUCGAUGAAUAGCUACCGAACCACGUAUGCGCCCUACUCAGUUUUCUUCGUCCAGAUCGCCUCCAAUUAUGUCGGCCUCUGGCUUGCCCGCGUGCUUCCUAAUCGCCAAUUCCGCAUUCCCUUCACCCGUUGGUCUUUCAACAUGAACCCAGGUCCAUGGUCGGUCAAGGAGCAUGUCUUAAUCACCUUAACAGCAGCCUCUGGUGCGACAGGCAAUGGAGGCACUACGCCUAUCGCGCUUGGCGACCUCUAUUUUAACGAACGGCUUCAUCCCGCAGCGGCCAUCUUUUUCAUGUGGUCCAUCGAUGCUACCGGGUACGCCUUUGCUGCUCUCGCACGUCAAAUUCUGCUAUACGAACCGGCAUACCCUUGGUUCCAGGCCCUUUGCCAAGCUGCGCUUUUCGAAACCCAGAGUCGACAGAACAAGAAUCCGACUCCGACCGCGCGCAAGCAGAUGCGCGUGUUCUGGUGGGUGCUCCUCGGUAUCACGCUCUGGCAGUUCUUACCAGAAUACGCAUUCCCAAUGCUGAACUCGAUGGCCUUUUUGUGCUGGGUUGCUCCUCAUAAUCCUGUUGCCAACUUUAUCGGAUCUGGUCUUGGGGCCAACCCGACUCUUCCAACAAGAACAGUUCCGUCCUCUCCCUAUGCUUUCCUCGUCGGCGCGGCCUGUCCGGCUAUCAUAUACACGCUCCACCGGCUAUUCCCUCGAGCUAAAUUCCACCUUUUCAACACCACCAUCUUUUUCAGCGGCGCGUCUAUCUUCUACGGCAACGUGUCGACAGGGUACUUCUCACGUUUCAUAGGAGGAUUCGUUGUUAUGUUUUGGGCGUAUAGGUACCGCUACCAGCUAUGGGCCAAGUACAACUUCAUCCUGGCGGCUGCGUUCGACGCAGGGUUCAACCUGAACAUGCUCUUGAUAUUCUUAAUAUUCGGCAGCGCAAAGGUCAUUGGCAUGCCGAAUUGGUGGGGGAAUGAUGCGGCCAGCGUGGAGAAAUGCUAUGCGCUUGAGUAG